Haplochromis burtoni (Burton's mouthbrooder) is the source of this 2571-nucleotide messenger RNA. RefSeq names its product lethal(3)malignant brain tumor-like protein 4. Gene Ontology annotation, molecular function: zinc ion binding; protein binding. Gene Ontology annotation, biological process: regulation of DNA-templated transcription. The transcript has 19 exons. Bases 201 to 1976 code for a protein of 591 amino acids. Gene Ontology annotation, cellular component: nucleus. Lineage: Eukaryota; Metazoa; Chordata; Actinopteri; Cichliformes; Cichlidae. The record is from RefSeq and is a predicted model, not a curated record.
CACGAGCAUGCGCAGAGGCUCCGUUUCUCGGCGUUUCCGUGUUGUUUCGUGUGUCAGCAGAUUGAGACGGCUCAUCGCGGUUGAUGUGUUGCUGUCACUCCUUUUCAUCUCGUUGAGGAUUAUGUGUUGUGUUCUUGGUGUGAUUUUUGCUGCACCCACUUGGAUUAUUAAAUAGGAACCAAAGAAGAAGAAGACAAGAGAUGAAGAGCAAAAUCAGCAGCGCUCAAGUGAAUGUGAAGAGGCGGUCCUGGUCCUGGCAGCAGUACCUAACUGAGCAGAAGGCUGAAGCUGCUCCGCUCACAGUCUUUACCGAGUCCCAGACCUUUCCUAGUAGAAAAACUGGUUUUAAAGUUGGGAUGAAGUUGGAAGGCAUUGACCCAAUGCACCCCUCCAUGUUUUGUGUGGUGACCGUUGCAGAGGCGAUUGGCUGUCGGCUACGCCUUCAUAUUGAUGGGUACUCAGAGUGUUAUGACUUCUGGGUAAAUGCAGAUUCACCCAAUAUUAGACCGGCAGGCUGGUGUAAAGAGCACAACCACAAGCUUCAUCCACCUAAAGGUCACAGUGAGACAGAGUUUGACUGGCAGCAGUACCUUCAGUCCACAGACUCUCAGUCUGCACCAGCAGCCCUGUUCACAUGUUGCACUGGAGGAUGUGGGUUCAGGGUGGGGAUGAAAUUGGAGGCAGUCGACAGAAAGAAUCCUGGACUUGUCUGUGUCGCCUCUGUUGCUGAUGUCAUCGAUGACUGCUUCCUUGUUCACUUUGACAACUGGGAUGACACAUAUGAUUACUGGUGUGACAGUAGCAGUCCAUACAUCCAUCCGGUGGGCUGGUGUGAAGAACAGGGACGACCUCUUACUGCGCCACAGGGUCACCCCAACCCUGAAAACUUUGUUUGGGAGGAAUACCUUCAGGAGACCGGUUCUACUGCUGCUCCUAUUUCAGCCUUUACUCUGAGAGCGCCACAUGGUUUCCAGGUGAACCAUAAGCUUGAGGCAGUUGACAGGAGAAACCCUAUGCUAAUACGUGUUGCCACAGUAACAGACACAGAGGACUACAGGGUGAAGAUUCAUUACGAUGGGUGGUCGACACAGUUCGAUGUGUGGUGUGACAGCGACCUCUGCGACCUGCAUCCUGUUGGCUGGUGUCAGCGCACUGGACAUCCACUGGAACCCCCCCCAGGUUUGUCCCACCUGCCCUCCCCCUCUCAGGGAGUAUGUCCUACUGCAGGCUGCAGAGGAGUCGGACACAUCAAAGGAGCCAAAUACACUGGACACCACAGUGCCUUUGGCUGUCCAUAUUCUGACAUUAACAUGCGUAAGGAGAUGGUGCUUCCUGAUAGGCUGGGCGGAGAACGAGUCAUAACCCUCAUACCUGUCACCGUGCGCCAGCAUGACAACCAGUCAGACAGCACGAGCUUUCAGAAGGCAGAACCCAGAGACGAGGAGCUGCUGGUUCCUCUUGGCAAGAGAAGAAGGCUGACAGACAGAACCACCCGAAUGCCCCAGCCAACCACAUUCCUUCGUGUGAAACAGGAAGAGGAGGAGCCUCAUCUCAGAGUCCUCAGCCCAGAAUCCAGUCUGCAGGCCGCCCUCCACCAGUCUGUCUUCCUCUCAGCCAUGUCAGCACAGCCCAGCCGCGACCUGUCACUAUGCUGGGAGCAACACCGCAAAUUGUUGCCAGGUGUCGCAGGAGUCCACGCUGAGACUGUCCAACACUGGAGCGUCCAACAGGUGUCAGAUUUCAUAGAGUCUCUCCCCGGCUGUGAGGAACAGGCCAAACAGUUCAGAGACGAGCAAAUUGAUGGACGGGCCUUCCUCCUGCUCACCCAGCGGGACAUCAUCCGGAUUAUGUCAAUCAAACUCGGCCCUGCCCUCAAGAUCUACAAUUCCAUCCUGAUGUUCAAACACGCUGAGGACAGAAGCCGAUCACAUGCUAAGGAUAGGAGCCAAUCACAUGUUGAGCAUACCAAUACUUGACAUUUGCAGCUCGUAACUGACCAAAUCCAAACCUGAUAGACCCCAUUACCAUGGCAUCUACCCCUUAUUCUCUGAUCCGGACGAGCCAUGUUUUCCAUCCUGUUGUCACCUGAAUUUGUUUGACGUUACAGUGACCUUUCUGUUGGCAGGUCCUGUGACGUCAUUUCGACAUUCAGUUACUGUCAUCAUUAUCACUUCAUGUGAAAACAACCAACCGUCACUUAGGGAAACUGCCCUUUGGAUGGGGCACAGCUUUAUUCAGGUGAACUAAAAACUGGAGGCAAAGCUUUAAGUGGGGCUUACAACUUGUAUGAUCAGCAGUGGCAGUUCUGCCAGGAAACAUGGCUGUGCUCAGUUGAUUGUCUGAGAUGUUCAAAAAAAAAAUCUGCAUCAAAACAUCUUGAGAUAGAUUUCUCCGUUUUGUUAUUUUAUCUGUAAAUCAGUCCUGGGAAGUAGUUUCACCGUUAUCUGAUCCAAGUUGCUUUAUUUGAUCAUAUUUACCUGUAAUGUUAAGAUAUCAGGGAAAAAAAUCAAAACACACAUGUCAAAUUAAAAAAGGCCCCAUCAGAACAUUAAACAGACUGCGCUACUCAGA